AUGUUUAAUUUAUGUUUAAUUUAUAAUGUGCAGCACCAACUGGAAGAGAAGGGAUAUAAAGGUUAUACUCUGAAGGAAGUUAUCAACAUUAAAAAGCUAUGUUAUAAAUAUAAACAAGAAAAAGCAAAGCGAUCAGGAAAUGGUGCAUGUAAAAAGUGGAAGUUUUUUUAUGAUAUUGACUUACUUUUGACAACAAGACACACAAUGUCAACUCCAGUUAUUGUUGUUGACACACUGGCAGAAGAUAAGUGUGAGAUGGAUAAUGGACAAGUAGAAGAGUUGGAUAACAGAUCUGAUCCCAGUAUUUGA
Messenger RNA from Paramuricea clavata, 309 nucleotides. The record is from the annotation of a GenBank genome assembly. NCBI's taxonomy places the organism in Eukaryota, Metazoa, Cnidaria, Anthozoa, Malacalcyonacea, Plexauridae.